GAGUGUGGGUCAGCGGACAGCAAGAGCGUGGGUCUUCUUCCUGCGUCCUGGGCUCCUGUGGCCUGAACUCUUGCCCCGUGUGUGGUGGUGUCCAGGUCUGACGUCUCAGUUCUCCAGCACCGGCGCGCCCGCCACGUCCCCGCUCGGGUUCUUGUCCCCGGCGGGGGAGGAGGCCCUAGCACGGCGCGGGGCGGUGCAUCUCGCACGGAGCUCCGUGCGUGGGGAGCGAGGGAGCCCGGUACUCGCGCGAUGACGGCCCAGGGUCCUGGGCUCUUGCGGCCGCCGCUGUUGCUCCCGUUGCUGCUGCUACUGCUGCAGACUGCGCCCGCCUGGGGUUGGGAGAACGCGGACCUGGAACUGUUCGACCUGGUGGAGGAGGUGCAGAGCAACUUCUACCACUUCCUCGGUGUGCAGCAGGAUGCUUCAUCUGCAGACAUCAGAAAAGCAUACCGUAAGCUUUCACUAACUUUACACCCAGACAAGAAUAAAGAUGAAAAUGCAGAAACUCAGUUUAGACAAUUGGUGGCUAUUUAUGAAGUUUUAAAGGAUGAUGAACGAAGGCAGAGGUAUGAUGAUAUCCUGAUCAAUGGACUACCAGACUGGCGACAGCCUGUAUUCUACUACAGGCGGGUGAGAAAAAUGAGCAAUGCUGAGCUGGCAUUCCUCUUGUUCAUUAUUCUCACCGUGGGCCAUUAUGCCGUGGUUUGGUCAAUCUACCUGGAAAAACAGCUGGAUGAACUGCUUAGCAAAAAAAAGAGAGAAAAGAAGAAAAAGACAGGAGGCAAGAGUGCGGAGGAGGGGAAGCUGGCUGCUCUAGAGAAAAAUGAAAGAUUGCUAAUGAAACCACAGUGGCAUGAUUUGCUGCCAUGCAAGCUGGGAAUUUGGUUCUGCCUGACUUUAAAAGCUCUGCCUCAGCUCAUACAGGAUGCCAGACAAUUUUAUGCGGAAUAUAAAGAGACAAAACUGAAGGAAAAAGAAGAUGCCUUGGCUAGAGCUGAACUUGAAACACUUCAAAAGGAAAAGAAACCUAAAGUUAAAAAAACAAAACCAGAAUUCCCUAUGUAUACAUCUUUGGAACCCAGUGUAUAUAAGCCUUCUUAUGAUCAUGGAACUUCUAUAGAAGAAAUUGAAGAGCAAAUGGAUGAUUGGUUAGAGAAUCGGAACAAAAUCCAAAAAAAGAAGGCACCUGAAUGGACAGAAGAGGACCUCAGCCAGCUGACAAGAAGUAUGGUUAAGUUCCCAGGGGGGACCCCAGGUCGAUGGGAAAAGAUUGCUCACGAAUUGGGUCGAUCAGUGACAGAUGUGACGGUGAAAGCUAAGCAGCUGAAGGACUCAGUGACGUGUACCCCAGGAAUGGUUCGACUUUCAGAACUCCGGUCCUCAGCGCAGACUUCGAAGCCCAUCAGAGCCGCAGUGACCCUGUCGGACCACCUCAUCACGCAGCGAGAAGAAAAGGAGGCGGCCGAGGAGGAGCCCGAGGAGCCCGGAGAGAGCCCGGGAGAGCCCGGCGAGACCCAGCCAAUGCCCGAAACCAGGCUGCAUCGGAGGCGCAAGCCGAGGGAAGAGCCUGAGGAGAAGUCCAGAGGGAAGAGGCAGAAAGACUUUGACUUGAACGAGCAGGAGGAGCCCAGCGACGAGGAGGAGGCGCGCCGGAGAGCCAGGAGCCGCCCCGCGCCGGCCGAGGAGCUCUGGACUCAGAACCAGCAGAAGCUGCUGGAGUUGGCUCUGCAGCAGUACCCCAAAGGCACGGCGGACCGCUGGGACAAGAUAGCCAAGUGUGUCCCAGACAAGUCGAAGGAAGAAUGUGUGGCACGAUACAAGCUUCUGGUUGAACUCGUACAAAAGAAAAAACAAGCCAAAAGCUGAAUCUUUGGGGAAGAAGAAUGUUCCUUCCAUCUUCCAGAAGGAGAGAAGAUUUUAAAUGUCAUCUGCAGUGAUUUGCAUUUUGUACCUCAGUAUUUCUAUACGUCAUGUGCCUUAGUAAAAAAAUGCCAAUAAAUCUUCUGCCAUCUUGCUUUAAACA
Molecule: messenger RNA, 2023 nt
Organism: Gracilinanus agilis (Agile Gracile Mouse Opossum)
Lineage: Eukaryota; Metazoa; Chordata; Mammalia; Didelphimorphia; Didelphidae
Gene: DNAJC1
Product: DnaJ heat shock protein family (Hsp40) member C1
Exons: 12
Coding region: 250-1866 (538 amino acids)
Cellular component (GO): endomembrane system
Source: RefSeq, a predicted model, not a curated record